AUGCAAAGAGUAGUUAUACUUGCUCGAGAGUAAAAAGGUGGACUAGGAAAUCAAUUAAUGAACUAUGCAGCAGCUUAUACUCUAGCUAAAAGAACAAAUUCAAGGCUUUAUUUAGUUGAUGAAAUGUAUGGAAAUGAGGAAUAAAGGUAAUACUCUGAAACUUCACGAGAUUUUCUAUUGGAUAAGUUCGACUUAAAGUACGAUAAAAUAAUUUCCCUAGAAGAUUAUAAUGAAUUUGACAACUCUGAUGCAAUCAAGCUUGGAUUAGUAAAUUAUCAUCCCUCAAUAGUAAACAAAACAGAAAAUAUCAUAAUGAAUGAUUAUUUCCUCCACUACAGAUAUUUUAAAGACUACUAUUAGGAGAUCUAAGAAAUGAUAAGAUCCUAAGCUAAAUUGUAGAAGUCAGAUGAGUAUUUAUUUUGGGAAAAUAAAAUUAAAAAGAGUCUCGCAAUUGCUGUACAUUUAAGAUUGGGGGAUCUAGAAAAUUAUUAUGGAGAUGGCAAUAGAAAGAUAUCAGUUUAAUAUUAGGUGAGAGCAAUGCAAUUUAUAACUGAAUUACUUCAUCAGAGAUCGAUUGAAAUGCCUCUCUUCUUUGUCUUUACUGACAGUAGUUUAAUUGCAAGGCAAUUUUUUUCAAACACUGCCAAUGUCAAGAUUGUUUCCAAUGGAACUAUGACGAGUAUUGAGGAGUUUUAUCUAAUGAUGAAUUGUAAACAUUUCAUUAUUCCAACUUCAACUUUCAGCUGGAUGGCUGCUUAUGUUUCAAAUUCCAAUGACAAAAUAGUGAUAGCCCCUGAAUAUGACUGGCCUAAACUAUAUGAUUUUAAGACUUAUCAGAAGCCUUCGUACAAGUUUGAUGAAAGAUUUUGGAGUCAAGAUAAAAUGGAAGGAUGGUGGAUUAUUAAUCCAUUCUUAAUCUCAGCUGAUACUCCUAGACAAAUUAAAAGAACUAAUGUGAAGGUUAAAAGGUGA
This is a messenger RNA of Stylonychia lemnae, 972 nucleotides long. Lineage: Eukaryota; Ciliophora; Spirotrichea; Sporadotrichida; Oxytrichidae. The record is from the annotation of a GenBank genome assembly.